Molecule: messenger RNA, 2010 nt
Organism: Rhinocladiella mackenziei CBS 650.93
Lineage: Eukaryota; Fungi; Ascomycota; Eurotiomycetes; Chaetothyriales; Herpotrichiellaceae
Exons: 6
Coding region: 1-2010 (669 amino acids)
Biological process (GO): DNA-templated transcription; positive regulation of transcription from RNA polymerase II promoter by galactose
Cellular component (GO): nucleus
Molecular function (GO): zinc ion binding; DNA-binding transcription factor activity, RNA polymerase II-specific; RNA polymerase II cis-regulatory region sequence-specific DNA binding
Source: RefSeq, a predicted model, not a curated record
AUGUCCAGUCUUGUGAGCAACGACCUGCAACCUCGCCAACGUAUGAAAUAUGCGAAAAAAGCAUGCUCCGAGUGCAAAAGACGCAAAAUAAGAAUGAUCCUUGCCGUGGUUGCAGGACGAGCAGAGGACUUGAAACAGCCUCUACCAAGAAAUUUCUGCUCCCAACAACCGUGGCAGCAUCAAAAUGUACCAAAUGCGCAAUUGGAAAGCCCAAGCUUUGCUCUCGGGUCUUUGCCUUACCCAUCGCCACAACGGCAGUUUUAUCAUGCGAUUGAAAUCAACGACAAUGACGUUCCUGGAGAUUCGCUUGCCAGGUCGACGCUUUUCCUGCCCUUUGCAGACGAUCUCGAGCCUGGUCCUAAUCCCGACUUUCCAGCUUCUACUGCUCCACCAGCAGCGCGAAAACCUUCGUCUACUCAUGUGAGCUCGCAACUGUACCCGGAUCAGCAACUCGGAAUUACAUUAAAACACUGCUUCGACGAGCUUGAACUGUUUUAUCCGUGCAUGGACCGGUCCGACUUCUAUGAACGACUGUCAGACCUUUUUAUCAUUCAUUGCACAUGUCAGGGAAGGUCGACACAAAUACCUCUUCUAGCCAAGCAUCUUUCUCUCGCAGCACUGACAUGCAUCUUGCUGGCAAUUGGAACCUACCUAGGCUACGGUGUCUCUGCCAAUGACGAGCAACGUUCUCAAGGUGACGACGACUGUUUACAGGCGUCGAUGUCGUGGUAUGCGGAAAGCACAAUGCUGCUCACCAAAUUUGAUUGGACUGAGCAACCGAACACCGAUGUUCUCAGGUUUCACAUGCUCGAGGUCAUUUAUAUGACCAUGCUCGAUAAGAGAGGCGGUGUAACAAAAUCCUUGUCGAUUGCUGUUGACCUCGCAUAUUCAUUGCGCGUGAACAAUGAGCGUACGUGGUCUACUUGUACCAUACGGGAACAAGAAUAUCUGCGCCUCUUGUGGUGGACUCUGUACUAUAUGGACCGUCGGGUUGCCCUGAGCUUCGAGCGUCCUGUUUUGAUUCGAGACACCGACUUCUUCGUAGACGAGUUCCGCUGCACUUCCGCUCGACACUACAUGGAGAAUGACGAGUGGCACGACCGCGCAGAUAAUUCAUCUUCUAUUGGCCUCGUGUGGCCCAUGCCUUCAAAACCACCAGAAGACUUCUUCCACUGGCUGAAAUUCUGCGUCAGAUGGAGCAAAAUUGUGACGCGGAUCUGGGACACUUCCUUUUCACUGAAAGCCACGGAGGCAGCAGCCCUGAAUGCGAUUGAAAUAACCGAUGAUUUAUUGAUGGAAGCCGAAAAUGAUUUGCCCGCAAGCCUUAGAUGGGAUGCCACGUCGUUACCAUGUUCGAUCUUGCCCGGUGAUAUGGACAGAACAUAUCGUCUGAAAGUAAUUGUGUACGAGGUUCGUAAACGGCCCCUGUUUCCUCCCUUUCCAGACAACUCCAACGCUAAAAAUGGUCCUUGCCAAGCUAUUACACAAGGCAGCAGAUAUGAGCGUACAGUUCAGAUGACCGAAACUUUGGCGUCCUCAGCAAUGGACGCGAUUGUCACCUAUCUCACGUUGCGGAACUACGCUCGGCCGUGGAGCACAUAUGCCAGCAUUCUUCUUGUUCAGCUGUCUUCUCGGAUCUCACCCUUUGUCAAAUCUCGAAAUUCUUUGACGGAUACGUCUUGCAGAGUGAUCGCUUCCAUCAACAACGCUCAUUUUUGCAUGGAAGAACUAGCGAACGCUAGACUGUCAGCCGCUAAGAGAGCAUCUUCGCGCUUGACUCUUGUGCUCGAAGAACUGCUUCUCCUUUGUUCUACAGGCAUUCCAGAAUUGUUCACCGCGCCAGACACAAUGUUGGUCCAUCUUUCAGAGCUUCGCGAUCAAGACAGCUGCAGCACGACGGCUAUUAACCGCUCCGGCAUUGACUUCGAUGAUGUUUCUGUAGACCCUUUUUGGGAAAAUCUACUCUCCACUGGCGGACCAAUGUCUAAGACUAUAGCAAAUUUGAGUUAA